This is a messenger RNA of Brugia malayi, 1764 nucleotides long. Its product is annotated as kinesin light chain (KLC), putative. The record is from RefSeq and is a predicted model, not a curated record. Gene Ontology annotation, cellular component: cytoplasm; kinesin complex; membrane-bounded organelle. NCBI's taxonomy places the organism in Eukaryota, Metazoa, Nematoda, Chromadorea, Rhabditida, Onchocercidae. The coding region runs from base 1 to 1764 and encodes 587 amino acids. The transcript is spliced from 13 exons. Gene Ontology annotation, biological process: microtubule-based movement. Gene Ontology annotation, molecular function: kinesin binding.
AUGACAGCAUUAUCACAGGAAGAGAUCUUACAAAGUACACGUACAGUUUUACAGGGUUUGGAAGCACUGAAGGAUGAGCAUGAAUCGAUCAAGGGUACAUUGGUGAGUAGUAUUCAAGGAUUGCAUGCUGAUGAAUCGGCACUUAUUGAGGAAAAGACACAUAUUGUGGACAGAAAUUUGGAAAUGUUACGCUUAGGCAUCGAAGAAGCUCAGGUUAUGAUGGCAUUAGCUGGUCAUCUACAGACAGUAGAAGCCGAGAAACAGAAGUUGAAAGCGCAAGUACGAAGACUUUGUCAAGAGAAUGCAUGGCUUCGAGAUGAAUUAAAUUCAACGCAGCAAAAGCUGCAAGCCACUGGACAGCAAGUAGCACAAUUGGAAGAGGAAAAAAAGCACUUAGAAUAUAUGAAUUCGAUCAAGAAAUAUGAUGACCAACAGGAAAAUGACAAAACCAUGGAUCAGAACGACAAUCGUAAUGACAACACUCUUCAGGAUUUAGGUUUUGGUCCAGAAGAAGACGAGGAAAUAAGUGGACACAUGUCUGGGCAAUUUGCACAUCCCACACCUGCUCAUUCGAUGGCAGCAAGUGCAUCUGCUGGCUAUGAAAUUCCAGCUCGUCUUCGAACUCUGCACAAUUUGGUAAUACAAUAUGCAUCACAAGGACGGUAUGAAGUAGCAGUACCUCUUUGUAAGCAAGCUCUGGAAGAUUUAGAGAAGACUAGUGGGCACGAUCAUCCAGAUGUCGCAACUAUGCUUAAUAUUCUAGCUCUUGUUUACCGUGAUCAAAACAAGUAUAAGGAAGCAGCUAACUUAUUAAACGAAGCAUUACAUAUACGUGAAAAAUGUCUUGGUGAAAAUCAUCCCGCUGUUGCGGCAACACUCAAUAAUCUGGCAGUGUUAUAUGGGAAACGGGGUAAAUAUAAGGAUGCAGAACCACUUUGUAAGAGAGCUUUGGAAAUCCGAGAAAAUGUGCUGGGCGCCGAUCAUCCAGAUGUUGCUAAGCAAUUAAAUAAUCUUGCUUUGCUUUGUCAAAACCAGGGUAAAUAUGAUGAAGUCGAAAAGUUUUACAAACGUGCACUCGAAAUCUAUGAAACAAAAUUAGGUCCCGAUGAUCCGAAUGUAGCAAAAACGAAAAACAACCUUUCAUCAGCUUAUUUGAAGCAAGGGAAAUAUAAGGAUGCUGAAAUCCUCUACAAACAGAUCUUAACUCGUGCUCAUGAACGUGAAUUUGGGAAAGUAGCGGAUGACAAUAAGCCAAUUUGGCAAAUUGCUGAAGAUCGUGAAGAGAAUAAACAUAAAGGAGGUGAUACAAGCUCGUAUCAAGAAUAUGGUGGUUGGCACAAAGCUGCAAAAGUUGACAGUCCAACAGUAACCACCACGUUAAAGAAUCUUGGAGCAUUGUACAGACGUCAAGGGAAGUACGAAGCAGCGGAAACUCUUGAAGAUGCUGCAUUGCGAGCAAAGAAGCAGUGCUUGGAUGCAGCUCAUCAAGCGAAAGUAGCUCGCUUGAUUGCCGAACAUACAACUGAUUUAUCACCACCUCAUGAAGGUGUUGAGCAUGAACCGCCUGUGUCUGGUCAUCAGUCAGCAUUAACAGCUACUAGUACAUAUGCGGAUGAUUCGUUAAUGUCACCUACUACUACUACUGCUACUGCUUCACAAAUACAUCGUGGUAUGACUCAAUCACAAUCAUCAUCUGGUUUAAAAUCACGUUUAUUCAAUGCACUUGGUCUACAACAGCAACAACAACAACCACCACAAACUUAA